UUUCCUUCUCGUCCCGCGCUGCGUUGGUGAUGGUGCUUGGAUUCGCGCAUUUAAUAUACUUUAAUUAAAUGUUAAAAGUUUAUCAAUGUUACAUAUAUUAAUAGAAACUUUAAACUGUAAAAGGUUCAUUUAUCGGUUAAAAAAUUGGCUAUAGUUUUGGUUCUAACCCAUAUUUUUGUCGCCAUUUUGACCUGUGAUUUUGGUCAUACGAAUUGAGUAGGUAUUAUUUAAUUUGUUUCGUCAUCAACAAUUGUCCUACGUUGUUCUUAUGAAACAUAAAUGGACGUCCAAAUUCAAGGAGUGUGGAGAAAAUGUCCCAAACUAAUAGUACAAUAAAUUACCUUAUCCAUGAUGCUAACGGACUUCCUCAAGUGGUGAAAGUGCUGGAAACUACAAGUAAACCACUGAUUGCUCAAAUCGAAGCAGAACCGAAAGAGAGUCCAGUUAAAAUUGUUACUGUAUCACCUGUUCCGGUCAAAUGUGCAAAGAUACCUGUUCCAGCCAGUUUUGCAAGAUUUGGAAUUGUUCAAUACAAACAAAAACCUGCACAAAGACCUUGUGAUACAGUGACACACUUUCAAAAGAUAGCUCCGAAAUUAGAACCUGUUGGAAUUCAUGGUUUCUUGACUCGAGCUGACUCUGAUCUCGGCCAUAAAUAUCGAAGACGAAGAAUGUCCCACGCGUCGCGUAAACGACACGAUCCCGACAAUGAACCUGUAAUGGAGUACACAACCAAAAGACGUAAACAUGCUGAUAAAGUUGGCAAAGGAUUAAGACAUUUUUCAAUGAAAGUUUGUGAAAAAGUAAGAACAAAAGGUUUCACAUCAUACAACGAAGUAGCAGAUGAAUUAGUUUUAGAAUUUGCUGCUGGAAUACAUGGCUCUGGUGAUGGUCAACAAUAUGAUCAAAAGAAUAUACGACGUAGAGUUUAUGAUGCACUGAAUGUUCUUAUGGCUAUGAAUAUAAUAUCAAAAGACAAAAAAGAAAUCAGGUGGCUGGGUCUACCUACUAACAGCGUACAGGAAUGUAAUGCCCUUGAAAAAGAAAAGCAACAAAAAUUGGAACAGAUACAGAAGAAAACACAACAGUUGCAAGAAUUAAUUUUACAGCACAUCUCAUUUAAAAGUCUGAUUGAACGAAAUAAGGAAGCGGAAAAUAAAGGUCUGAAACCAUCACCAUCAUCAGCAAUACAUUUACCAUUCAUUGUUGUAAACACAAGUGAUAAAGCAUUAAUUGAUUGCAGUAUUUCUAACGAUAAAACUGAAUACAUGUUCAAUUUUGACAAAAGAUUUCAAAUACAUGAUGAUAUAGAUAUUUUAAAAAGAAUGGGUCUUUUAUUUGGAUUAGAUAAAGGCGAAUGUUCAGAAGAAGAUAUUGAGAGAGCAAAAAGCAUGGUACCUAAAUCGUUGGAAAGCUACGUAGAGCAAAUGGCAAGAGGUGUUGUGUCAAAAUUAUCAGACAUACUUCAAGAAGAAGAAAUUGAAGAAGAGGUACUGGAUGAAGAAAUGUUAAAAGAAGCUGAGGCUGAUGUAGAUGCUGAUGAACAAGAAGCAGAAGGGAAUGAUUAUAGUGAUGAUAGCAGCGACGUCGAUGUCUAGCGACCAUGAAAAGCGCCUUUUACGGGCGCUGUUUUCUCUGUAUUAUCUUAGCUAUAAGGUUAGCACUUAUAAAUAAACAACAGAGACUACCAACAAUGUAAGUAAUAAAAUAGAUAGGUAUUCAUAAUAGAGCUACACACCAUUACUUGACGGCAACCGUAAGUGAAAAAUCAUUUGGUAAAAUGGUGGGAGUACUUCAAAAACAAAUUUGUCUCAUGCUUCCAUAAAUCACCACCGUCCUUAUUUUAAGUGACAAUUGGAAUGUUCCUCGCCGUAACACACGGCUUUGCAUCGCAAUUUCUAUAUAAUUACAAGUUAUUGAACUUGUUGACUACGCUUAUUGUAAUAGAUUACUUUAAAUAUUUCUGAAAGCAUUUAUAACGUUUUUCAACAUAGUAUUGCAGAAAUGUUCUUUAUUAUUUAGUUAUUAAAUGUUGAAAUGAAUAAGCUUAAUUCAAAUGUGUACAUUAAAUUUUAAUGUUUUUAUUGUGAAAAA
This is a messenger RNA of Bombyx mandarina (wild silkworm), 2094 nucleotides long. It is a transcript of the gene Dp, whose product is annotated as transcription factor Dp. The record is from RefSeq and is a predicted model, not a curated record. Gene Ontology annotation, molecular function: RNA polymerase II transcription regulatory region sequence-specific DNA binding; DNA-binding transcription factor activity, RNA polymerase II-specific. Gene Ontology annotation, biological process: regulation of transcription by RNA polymerase II; regulation of cell cycle. Gene Ontology annotation, cellular component: nucleus; transcription regulator complex. NCBI's taxonomy places the organism in Eukaryota, Metazoa, Arthropoda, Insecta, Lepidoptera, Bombycidae.